CGAGGGUGAGGGCGACGAGAGAUAUUAUUUCGCUGGAGGAGUACGCCUCUUUCCAAGCCAAUCUCGACCUCAAUCUCAACCUCACCUCAGAUCAACUCAACCAGGUCUCUCUCUUUCUCUCUCAUCAUCCUCACCAUCACCACCAUCAUUUUUUCACGGUCGCAUGAGCUACUGAAUGCGUGUUUUCCUGCUAUGGAAACACCGGCAUUCAUCAGCAUUGUCGUUGCCAUCGCCGUCGCUGUCCUUGACGCUAUCCUCAUGAACCCAGAGAGGAACGGAAAAUUCAUCAAUGGAUCGCCCUCUCUUUCAUUGUUCAUGGCUUUCUAUUGGAACCAGGAAUCUUUCAGAACUCAGCGUCUUGGGUUUCCCAUGCAUGCCCGUCAGAUGCCGUCGUUGAUAUUCUUUUUCCCAUCUCCUGAGAUCCUUGUUUGGUUUGCCUUCUUCCCUGUUCAGAUUCUGAGCAUGCAUGGAUUCUGCAAACUCUAUCGAGCAAAGGUUCACCUGCUGGAGGCGCUGGGCUCGGUGCAGCUGGUGAGCCCGUUCAGGUCCACGCUGGUAGUGGGUGCGAGGCCCGCGCCAUUGACGCCUGACGACGUCGCCCUCGACGCGGCGGACCUCAACUGGAGGGAAUGCCCCAUGGUGUCCAUGAAUUCCUUAACGUUGGGCAGCGCUGCGAUGGCAGCGGCGGCGGCGGAGGUGGAGGAAGUGGGAGGAGCUUCACAUUUGCUGCAGAAUGUAGCGGAGGCCAGGCGCCAGCGGUCGAGCUUUGCCCUGGGGCCACCCCUCCACCGUCAGGCCAUCCCCAAGAAGAAGCGGACCAGGCGCGUCAAAGUCGCCGAGGCCGAGCUGCUGGUUACCGCCUUGUUCGGCAGCAAUGGCUCCCCCCCCAUGGUCGACGACGUUCUCGGCCUAAGCCGCUGAAGACCCAACAUACACACUGACAAAAGAAGAGAGAGAGGGAGAGAGAGCGCGACGUUUGUUUGGACAGCAAUGGCUGCUUCGCUCCAUAUGUGGCAUCUGGCUCGGUGAGGAUGAGGUGCAACGCUAAUUGAACGAAAGUUGUUGAAAAUUACAUUUCACAAAUCAAUUUUUUUGAUCAUUUUCCCUUAUAAAAACUUAACUAUG
This is a messenger RNA of Nymphaea colorata (pocket water lily), 1125 nucleotides long. RefSeq lists its product as uncharacterized. Lineage: Eukaryota; Viridiplantae; Streptophyta; Magnoliopsida; Nymphaeales; Nymphaeaceae. The record is from RefSeq and is a predicted model, not a curated record. The coding region runs from base 193 to 921 and encodes 242 amino acids. The transcript is spliced from 3 exons.